UCUUUUGGGUGUGUAGAAUAAACUUUCGCAAAAUGAAACCCCUGUUCGUUUUGGCCUUUAUUUUGCUUUUCGCCCUUGCCUUGGGAGCUAAAGGUCAAUUGACCGAAAUGUGCCAACCACAAUUAAACAGGCGUGACCUAUUCGACUUAGCGGUGCUGCACGGCGUAAAGGUGCUCGUCCGGCAGAUUGAGAACUUCAACGAGGAUCAGCCGAUCUCGUCAAGCAUGAUGGUUCACAUUACGACCAUGGUCUCCAAGCACAUCCUGUCCGGCAGGAGCAUAAGCUUCAUCCUUCGGCUGCUCUAUGUGGCAUGCCGCUUGAACAAACCGCUGGCAAAUGAAAAGAAAGCAAAAGCUGCAGUCGGCACAGCUUACUUAUGCUUGAUGGAGUUGGGCAAGGAAAAGUGCUAUUCGUACAAGGAGAAGGAGGAAGGAGAUUUCUCUGUGGAGUUUCACUGAACAAUCGAAUUUAUACGAGUUAAAUCCUUGAUUACUUGAAUCAAUUCAAAUUCUAUAACAUGUAUAUUGAUUCUAGACUUUAAGUAAUCGUUUUGUGCAAGUUAAAACCAAACAUUUUACAAAAAGAA
Messenger RNA from Drosophila erecta, 586 nucleotides. RefSeq lists its product as uncharacterized. NCBI's taxonomy places the organism in Eukaryota, Metazoa, Arthropoda, Insecta, Diptera, Drosophilidae. The record is from RefSeq and is a predicted model, not a curated record. The transcript is spliced from 2 exons. The coding region runs from base 33 to 458 and encodes 141 amino acids.